Molecule: messenger RNA, 1665 nt
Organism: Exophiala bonariae
Lineage: Eukaryota; Fungi; Ascomycota; Eurotiomycetes; Chaetothyriales; Herpotrichiellaceae
Exons: 1
Coding region: 1-1665 (554 amino acids)
Molecular function (GO): 2 iron, 2 sulfur cluster binding; pyridoxal phosphate binding; molybdenum ion binding
Source: RefSeq, a predicted model, not a curated record
AUGGCUCCUUUUGUAGACCAGAACGCACAGGCUGUCAAAUUCUUGGAGCAGCCUUGGCGAGGUGAGAAAGUCCUUCAGCUCAGGACAGGGAAGAUCAAACCCGUGUUUGGAAAGGAAAGAUCGGCUAUCUUCAAGCAUGAACGCUCGGGUGCGGUCACCGUCACACCUUUGGGACUCGAAGGCGACGAGCACGCCUUCGAGUUCCACGGUGGCCCCGAGAAAGCACUCAUGCAGUAUAGCCUGGCGCACUAUGCGCGCUGGAGAGCUGAACUACCGCAGAGUCAUGACCUAUUUGUCAAGGGCGCCUUUGGCGAGAAUAUCGUCGCAAGACAUGCCAAUGAGCGUAAUGUUCAUAUCGGCGACAUUAUACAAAUAGGCAACGUUAUCGCCCAAGUUUGCGACCCUCGCCAGCCUUGUUUCAAACUAAACCUGCGCUUCCAGGUAAAAGACAUGGCAAAGCGAAGCCAGGACCUUUUUCGCACAGGAUGGUUUUAUAGGAUCCUUAAGCCCGGUACCAUCCAGGCUGGAGACGAAAUGUUGCUCUUGGAGAGGCUGAAUCCAGACUGCCCAGUGUCCAAGGUUCAAUACUAUUUAUACCACGACGUGAAGAACGAACAAGCUAUGAGAUCACUAGUCGAUAUGAAAGGUCUAGGGUCCGAGUCGCGAAAUAUUUUCCUCAACAGGCUAAAGAAGCAGUACGAGGACCAGUCCCUUCGUCUCGAUGGAAUGGCUAUGGAUAUCUGGUCUGAUUACAAACUGUCGUCAAAGAAGAAGGAAACGCCACGUAUCGUUUCCUUGAUUUUCGAAGCACAGGAUCCUAGAGAGAAGCCGGAUCCGGUAUUGCCAGGGAGCCAUGUGCGACUGCGCCUAGGGGGCAAGCUAGUCCGGGCAUACUCGGUGGUCUCUGGAGAUUCGAAUCGCUUUCAAUUGGUUGUUGCACUUAGCGAGUCGAGUCGUGGUGGCUCGCACUAUAUCCAUACUCAAUUGAAUGUAAACGACACUCUAGAGGUUGGAAAGAUGACAGCAAGCUUCCCUCUCUCCGGUGUUGCUGAAUGUGAGAAGCAUAUCUUUGUCGCCGGUGGAAUUGGUCUCACAGCAUUUAUUGCAUCGGCACAAUACUGUCAACGUGGCGGCUACCCAUACCAUCUACACUAUCUUGUACGGAAUACGGAUGACGUAGCACUGAAAAACUACCUCCAGGAGUUCGGGAAUAACAUCACAAUCUAUGAUAAGUCUAUGGGCAAAUUCUUCGACAUUACUAAUAUCUUGGGCCAAGUCAACGACAGAACGCAUGUUUACUGUUGUGGAUCGGAAAGAUUACAGAAAGCUGUCGAAGAGACUGCAGCGUCAAUGGGAAUAGACCGUUUGCGUCUACACUUUGAGCAAUUCGAAAUCAGCACCUCGGGAGAUCCUUUCACGGCUGCAUUGUCAGAUUCAGGUAAGCAGAUUGAGGUCGGCGGCGAUAAAACACUAUUAGAUGCACUUCGCGAUGCGGGACUCGAUAUCCCAUCGUCGUGUGAGGCUGGCAACUGCGGUACAUGCCGAGUUGGGCUUAAAAGUGGCAAAGUUGAGCAUAGAGGGACUGGGUUAUUAGGCGCCGAAAAGUGCUCGGCCAUGUUGAGUUGCGUUUCUCGGGGAAUUGGUACGAUUGUCCUAGACUUGUAA